AUGGACGAAUCCCUAUCAUCAUUAGGCGAUCAGAUCUGCCAGCAUUUCGUGCAGAGCAGAUUCGAUGAGCGCAGUCCGUCCUUCCUGCCAGAUGGCUGUAUUAAGGGCCUCAUUAGCGAGGGCGCAAUUUCCAAUGAGCUGUUCGACGAAGACGAUGAUCCCCAAACAGCAGAAAAGGCACUGAUACGCUUUGUCAAAGACAAAGCAAAGAAAGUCUUUGCGAUCACAGUAUGUAGCGGAAUCACCGGAUCCGAGCUUUUGAAGACUGUGGAUAACCUUCCAGCCCACGUUGCAAUCAAAGAGAUCCUCGUCAACAACAACUUGCGCCACGAGAUCGAGAAGAACUAUGAAGAUGAGCGGAAGGCAUUCUCCGAGAUAACCGAUUUGCGGCACAGCCAUAUCAUCCAACGAAUCGCCGCCAUUACUCGCGGAGAGAAACGGUAUUUCAUGUUCCAGUGGGCCGAUGGCGGCAAUCUUAGAGAGUUCCGGAAAGAGCAAAAUCGACCAACUCUCAUGCCGGACCUGCUAAAGCAAACGACCACUCAACUUUGUGGGCUCGCCGAUGCGUUGCAUGCCUUGCAUAAUUACAAGGAUAAAGGCAAUUACCGUCACGGAGACUUGAAGCCGGAAACAUUCUCCGAUUCAGAGACAGCACCUGUGUUGGCGUCCUCAAGAUUGCAGACAUGGGCCUUGCGAAGCACCACAAUGAUGCUAAGGCGGGGCGCAAGAAAGCAACUAGUGCAAAGUAUGGAGGCGCCCGAAGUUGUCACCAACAGUCUUGACAAGGCUAGGUCCAGACUCUACGACAUCUGGUCCAUGGGCUGCAUCAUGCUCGAGUGCGUUAUUUGGCUCAUGUAUGGCUACGAGGCAUUGGACAAUCUUGACGACAGCCUCAAUGAUGGAUACGAUUCCAGUUUCUUCAAGACCAAGAAUGUCGACGGGGCGCGAGUGGUCUAA
Molecule: messenger RNA, 957 nt
Organism: Colletotrichum acutatum
Lineage: Eukaryota; Fungi; Ascomycota; Sordariomycetes; Glomerellales; Glomerellaceae
Product: kinase-like domain-containing protein
Exons: 3
Coding region: 1-957 (318 amino acids)
Biological process (GO): peptidyl-serine phosphorylation; peptidyl-threonine phosphorylation
Molecular function (GO): ATP binding; protein serine/threonine kinase activity
Source: RefSeq, a predicted model, not a curated record